Molecule: messenger RNA, 1515 nt
Organism: Dipodomys spectabilis (banner-tailed kangaroo rat)
Lineage: Eukaryota; Metazoa; Chordata; Mammalia; Rodentia; Heteromyidae
Product: cell cycle control protein 50C-like
Exons: 10
Biological process (GO): phospholipid translocation
Cellular component (GO): Golgi apparatus; endoplasmic reticulum; plasma membrane
Source: RefSeq, a predicted model, not a curated record
AUGGAGAAGCUGUUCGAAUAUGACAAGUCCAGACAGCCAGACAACAGUGCGUUUAAGCAGCAAAAGCUGCCGGGUCACCACCUCCGCCUCACCGCCACCGCCGUCCUCUCUAUCUUUUUUACCACGGGAUUAUUCUGCCUCUGUGUGGGCAUCAUCCUUAUAUUGUCUGCAAAGAGCACCAAGAAAAUAGAGGUCAAUUACACAAAGCUAUGUGCAGAUUGUCAUGAACUGCGGGAUGAUGCCUCCAAGUUUAGGAAAGCAUGCACCUGUUCUAUUCCCUUUAACCUUCCAGAGAAAAUGAAGGGUAAUGUUUAUAUGUACUACAAAUUAUAUGGCUUCUACCAGAAUCUCUAUCGAUAUGUUCUUUCCAGAAGCAAUACGCAACUGAUGAGUAAGAAUAUUAUGGAUGUUCAUGGCUGUCAUCCAUUCAAAAUGACUGAAGAUAAAAUUCCCUUCAUUCCUUGUGGUGCUAUUGCCAACAGCAUGUUUAAUGAUACCAUAAUUCUUUCCUAUAACCUUCAUUCAUCUGAACACAUCCAAGUCCCAAUGCUAAAGUAUGGACUCACAUGGUGGACAGAUAAGUAUGUCAAAUUUCAGAAUCCAGUUUCCAGUAAUCUUGCAGAUCAAUUUGAAGGAAGUGCAAAGCCCCCAUCCUGGUCUGUACCUAUCUAUGAACUAGAUAGAGAUGACCCAGGAAACAAUGGCUUCCUCAAUGAAGACUUUAUUGUGUGGAUGCGGACAGCUGCCUUUCCUACUUUCAAAAAACUCUACCGCCGGCUCUCACGAGAACACUACUUUAAAGAAGGCUUACCUGCUGGAAACUACAGUUUCAACAUAUCUUAUAAUCCUUAACAAGGCUUCUUAUAUUUUCCAGUCACCAGGUUCCAAGGAGAGAAAUCUGUCGUCCUGUCCACCCUGACAUGGAGCGGAGGUGAUAACCUUUUCUUGGGGCUUGUCUACACAGUGACAGGGGCAUUAACUUGGUUGAGUGCCUUUGCCAUAAUGGCAGUUUAUUUGAUGCUGAAAAACAGGAAAGAAAACUUAUCUUUAGACAGCUGUGAAGGGAUCAAGAGCAAUAACUCAGAAAUAGGGUCCCCUGUGGUCAGUAGAGCCCCAAAUUUGGACACGGCUUCACUUGCAUAUUCAUUGGCUUUAGCAGUUUGGCGAAACUCCACCGCCAGGGAUCCCAGCUCUCUACGUGGGAAGGACGACGCUAAGCGGACGCCAAGCAGCGAUUUCCCACGCUCACAGAACCUCGCGCUGGAGACGCGCUUUCCUCCAAUCACGCCACAGCCACUCUGCUCGCUGGGCCCCGCGACCACGCCUCUAGCGCCAGACACCGCCUUUUCACCCUCGGGACGUCGUGACGUCACGGCGUCUCAUUCCUCCCGUUCCCUUGACCCCGCCCUGUUUCUUUCCCUCUGUGGGAACCUCACUGCCCGACUUCCGAAGACCUUUUACGACGUUGGGUCUCAGAGUCGUUCUCGGCGCCAGACCCACUUUUCGGCAAAGUGA